Nelumbo nucifera (sacred lotus) is the source of this 1615-nucleotide messenger RNA. RefSeq names its product ATP-dependent Clp protease proteolytic subunit 5, chloroplastic-like. Gene Ontology annotation, biological process: protein quality control for misfolded or incompletely synthesized proteins. Gene Ontology annotation, cellular component: endopeptidase Clp complex. Lineage: Eukaryota; Viridiplantae; Streptophyta; Magnoliopsida; Proteales; Nelumbonaceae. Gene Ontology annotation, molecular function: ATP-dependent peptidase activity; ATPase binding; serine-type endopeptidase activity. The record is from RefSeq and is a predicted model, not a curated record.
UGUGGUGUGAAUAGGUCCUGCCACAAUCGUAUACAAACGUUACGGAACACCCCAAGUUAAAGCGCAGGCGCCAAGCCCAAGUCCAUUUCGGCAAAUCCCUCUUCAUUCUUCGAGCUCAAAGCGUGAGUGACGAGUGACGAGAUUCCAUCUCUCAUUCUCUUGAUCGCAUCGCGCCUAAACAUAAAAUACUCUUCUCUCGUGAUCGGAGGAGUCCGGUGCCGUUGUUGCGCUCGAACGUUCCCCUUUUUAAUAGUGGAUAAGACGGCAGAACAAAGAGAAGAAAACUCCGAUACCAAGCUUCCUUUUCAGUGGUUGGUCCAGUCCAGUGCUUAGCUACUACCUGCAAUGGCGCAUUCAUGCGUCGCAACGUCGACUUCAACUCUCAGAUUCAACUCCCUCGCCUUCUCCUCCAACCCUACGUCCCGUUCCGAAACCCAGAAGCUGCCUCUCCCUUUUGACCCUCUACGUCCCAGGAAAUUAACAAGUUUGGUUUCUAAGGAGAAAAUCCCUCGAAUUUAUCCAACCAAGGCCAUUUACUCCGAUGGAUUUUGGGCUCCGGAGACGAAUUCGCGGCAAGGGAUUUGGUCUAUUAGGGAUGAUUUGCAAGUUCCAUCUUCUCCUUACUUUCCUGCCUAUGCUCAAGGAGGGCAAGGACCGCCUCCUAUGGUUCAAGAGCGUUUCCAGAGUGUUAUCAGCCAGCUCUUUCAACAUAGAAUAAUACGUUGUGGUGGUGCUGUUGACGAUGACAUGGCCAACAUAAUUGUUGCCCAGCUUCUAUAUCUCGAUGCAGUGGAUCCCAACAAGGAUAUUGUAAUGUAUGUAAAUUCUCCAGGGGGUUCGGUGACAGCUGGUAUGGCUAUAUUUGAUACCAUGAGGCAUAUCCGUCCUGAUGUUUCAACCGUUUGUGUUGGAUUGGCAGCUAGUAUGGGGGCUUUCCUUCUGAGUGCUGGCACCAAAGGGAAACGUUAUAGUUUACCAAACUCGAGGAUAAUGAUCCAUCAACCUCUUGGUGGGGCUCAAGGUGGGCAGACUGAUAUAGACAUCCAGGCUAAUGAAAUGUUGCACCACAAGGCUAACCUGAAUGGUUACCUCUCCUACCACACUGGCCAAAGCCUUGAGAAGAUCAACCAGGAUACUGACCGUGAUUUCUUCAUGAGUGCAAAAGAAGCCAAAGAAUAUGGACUAAUUGAUGGUGUAAUCAUGAACCCUCUGAAAGCCCUUCAGCCGCUAACACCUACCACCGACCAGUGAAGACGGUCUCCAUGUCAAUUUCACAAAUUAGUUGCUCUCUCUGUUUUUGUGAGAUUUCAUUUCAAAAAGGUAAAGUUAUGAAAUUUCUCAUCCUUCAAUAGCUUGCGCAUCAUUGGUACUAAAGGAAGACUACAAUAGAGAUAGAGUAACAAAUUUGAAGUGAAUACAUUUUGAUGUGCAUGAUCUAUCCAUUAAAUCUCCAUUUGUUUAUCUAGCCAACCCUCUAUUCUCAUCACACGUGGUAGGUAUUUCAUCAAGUCUUGAAUCUUUUUUUCUUUUUCUUUUCUGUAAGUAACUGCACUAAUGGAAUAUACAGUGUAUAACAGUAUGUACAAGCACAAGGAGCAAGCCCUAUUGAUCCUCC